AUAAAUGUUUGCUCUUUCAGAAAAUCAAUAUUAUGAUUAAGCAUGCCUGACCGAUUAUGAUGAUAUAAUGUUACCACGUGGACUGCACCUUCGAGUUCUUUCAGCAGAAGGGAAUACAACUUAAAUAAUGGAUUAUUCAGUUCUAUUGGUAUAUGAGAAUGAUGGAACACACAUAGUAGACAUAGUUAGCAAACACUUAACAGAAUAUAACACGAAAGUAUAUACUUCAAAAUUAUUGCAGAUUAUUGAUCCGCCGGCGUAUUGUACAACAGUGCUUAUCCUUACACCCGGAAUGUUAUCGGUUUUAAAGUCUUCGAGUUCACCUGACCUUUCACAUCUUCAACACAACAAGAGCAAGUGUGCCUUGUUUGUUCAUGAAUCUAUUAACAUUAACAGUGUAUCUGUUCAAGAAAUACUCCGUAACAAUCUUCCCUCCUUUCCAGAAUGGAUUGUUUACCACUUUGCAAAGAAGGUUCGACCACUCAUUCUUCAAAUUUUAGAACUAAUUGAAAUAGAAGAAGAGGAUGCCGACCCCGAACUGCACCUUGUAUCCAAUAUCACGCUCUACCCAGACACUGAGUGGGAAGAGAACCAAAGAGUGUUCAUUUCUUUUAACUCCACGAGAGAAAAAGAGGAUAAAGUAGAAGUAGAAAUAAACAGUAAUCUGAUUCAAACCACGUGGGUCAAUCCUCAUACCUCAACAUUCACAGUUACUGACAGUUGUGGCUGUGGUAAGCGGGCGGUGACGGUAUGUGUGAACGAGAUUCCAGUAGGUACAGCUCAGGUGUUUAUCAAAGACAAGAACCAAACUCUUGUAGAAGAAAUAAACGAUGUGACGUCACCUCUUCAUUACCUGAAAGAAAUCCUGAAUAGCAUACAGGACCAGGAGGAGAUGAUUUAUUCAAUAACGACGGAAUCUCUGAUACUUGAAGGAACAAAAAAGUUACUGAAAACAUUGCAUAAAAAGUCGCAAGAAUGUGAUAAAAAGGAAAACCCAAAUACUGGAUGUAAACAAACCCCAGAGGAACAUACCAUUAUUUCUCCAGAGAACGCUGACGUUGUCAGAUUGAGGCCAACCAGAGAGACCAUCAGGAAUAGAAGACUUCUGUCAAGUAAACAUCUCUUUAUUUGCAUUCGUCUUCUCAAUGACAAUCGCCAGUCUCAGCGGAUAUCUCUUGCCCAACAAAAGUUAAGUUUGGAAGAAGAGUUGCCCUCCAUAAAACAUGAUGAUGAGCUUCUGAAAUCCCUACCAUCCGACUUCUUUGACUCUAUUCAGAAGUAGCCUAAGGUGGUCUCUUAGAUGGGUAUUCUUCACAAACAAGAGGUUCCAGUGCUCUAUAACAGUUGCGGGGACGUCUGUGGAUCGGUGGAUUAUUCUCAAUGCAUUAAUACAUAUUCCGGUGAAGAAAAAAAGCUGCAAUAUCAGUUGGAAAUGAAUAUUCUUUGAGUAAAUGGAACCAAGUCUCGACGUACUUAUGAUGAGUUCACUAUUGUUAUUGGCUAUCUCAGUUCAAUGUGCACGUCUUCCUCCUGAACUAAACCCUCAUGAUGUGCAGUUUUCAAAUCUCCAUUAACAUCCCCAUUGCAUAUUGUCGUUGAAAACUUAAAAUAAUAUAUAAAUAUUAAUAAAAAUAAAACUUAAUGAUACCUCGA
Messenger RNA from Saccostrea cuccullata (small rock oyster), 1653 nucleotides. RefSeq lists its product as uncharacterized. The coding region runs from base 128 to 1282 and encodes 384 amino acids. The transcript has 6 exons. The record is from RefSeq and is a predicted model, not a curated record. Lineage: Eukaryota; Metazoa; Mollusca; Bivalvia; Ostreida; Ostreidae.